Messenger RNA from Cutaneotrichosporon cavernicola, 531 nucleotides. RefSeq lists its product as uncharacterized. The record is from RefSeq and is a predicted model, not a curated record. Bases 1 to 531 code for a protein of 176 amino acids. NCBI's taxonomy places the organism in Eukaryota, Fungi, Basidiomycota, Tremellomycetes, Trichosporonales, Trichosporonaceae. The transcript is spliced from 4 exons.
AUGCCACCACGGAAGCGCGUUGUAAAGCAAGUCAAGAAGGAGAAGGCGGAGGAUGUGCGGCCUAUCAGCGAGGAAGAACAGGAAGCCGAGAUCGCAGCGCUGCGCAAGAACGCCCAGAAAGACAAGGCGACCGGGCGGAUGUAUCUGGAUGCGCUGUUAGGCUUCUGUUUGUUUGUAUUCAUACGUCAGCUUCACCGCUACAGGAGUGGCGAGUCCAGUGCGCCAACCGUUCUCGUCCUUGUCACGCUUGCCCAGACAAUCCUGCUCCCAUUCUCCGUCACUCCCGAGCGGCUGCCGGUCGUUGGCCGGUAUUUGGCAGGGUACCAUCACUUGGUGGUGCUCGCACAGCUUAUACUCUUUGUAGGGAGUUUCGUGCUCCAGGUAGGCCGCGUGCCGAUCCCCGAACUGCUGCGGGCCGCAAUGCCGGAGCUGCUGGCGUUCAGCGUCGAGACACAGCGUCGGGCCGAAAGGUCCAACGACGCUGCUCUUGACAAACUCGAGAGGCUCAAGUAUCCCCUCAAGGGUGCGUAG